UUGCCCAUACCAAAACGGGCCAUGUUGAUGGUUCAGGUCGAUCCCUUCCUCGCGGCCACUGCCGCUGCUUGCCUUCUCCUCCACCUCCUCCUCCGCCACCUGAUCGGCAAUCGCCGGCCGUCACGCCUCCCCCUACCGCCUGGCCCUCGCGGCUUUCCCCUCCUCGGUGCACUCCCCUGGAUCGGGCCCCAGUCGCACGCCGGCCUCGCUCGCCUCGCCAGCCGCUAUGGCCCCAUCAUGUACCUCAAGAUGGGCACCUCCGGCUGUGUGGUGGCCUCCGACGCCGGCGCCGCCCGCGCCUUCCUCAAGGCCCACGACGUCAAGUUCGCCAACCGUCCCGACGUCGUCAGCGCCCGCGACGUCACCUACCACCGCCAGAACAUGGUGUUCGCCGACUACGGACCCAAGUGGAAGCUCCUCCGCAAGCUCUGCAGCCUGCACCUCCUCGGCGGCAAGGCGCUGGGAGACUGGGCCGACGUGCGCGCCGCCGAGUUCGGCCACAUGGUACGAUCCAUCGGUCGCGAUGCCGCGGAGGGUCGCCCCGUGGUGCUGCCUGAGAUUCUCGUGUGUGCGCUGGCCAACAUCGUGGGGCGCAUCGUGGUGAGCAAGCGGGUGUUCGAGGAGCAGGGGGAGGAGUCCAACCAGUACAAGGAAAUGAUCGUGGAGCUUCUCACCGGCGGCGGGAUGUUCAACAUCGGAGACUGCGUGCCGGCGUUGGCAUGGAUGGACCUGCAGGGGAUUCAGCGGAAGCUGCGGCGUGUACACGCUCGGUUCGACUCGUUGGUGACGCGGCUGCUGGAGGAGCAUGAGGCAAGCAAGGAAGAGCGCAAGGAAAGGCCCGACUUCAUCGACGCCGUCAUGGCCAACAGGCGCGGCGACAACGACGGCGAGACCAUCUCCGACGCCAACGUCAAAGGCAUCAUCUUCGACCUGUUCACUGCUGGGACGGACACGUCGGCUAUCAUCGUGGAGUGGGCGCUGGCCGAGAUGCUGAAGAACCCGGUGAUCCUCCGGCGGCUACAGUUGGAGAUCGACUCCGUCGUGGGACGCGACAGGCUAGUCUGCGAAUCCGACCUGUCCAAGCUUCCCUACCUGCACGCCGUGUGCAAGGAGGCGCUCCGGCUGCACCCCUCGACUCCGCUCGGCCUCCCACACUUCAGCUUCGACGCGUGCGAGGUGGAGGGCUACUACAUUCCGCCGAACACACGGCUGCUCGUCAACAUCUGGGCUAUCGGGCGAGACCCCCGCGCGUGGGACCACCCUCACGAGUUCGAACCCGAGCGCUUCCUUGCCGGCGGAAGGGCCUCCGGGAUCGACCCGCAGGGAAACGACUUCGAGCUGAUUCCGUUCGGCGCCGGGAGGAGGAUCUGCGCGGGGAAGAUGGCGGGGAUGGUGUUCGUGCACUACAUGAUGGGGCUGCUGGUGCACGCCUUCGACUGGAGGCUGCCGAAAGGGGAGGAGCUCGACAUGGGCGAGAAGUUCGGGUUGGCGUUGCCCAAGGUGGUGCCUCUGAAGGCACUUCCCACCGCUCGCUUGCCUCGUUCCGCCUACGUUUGAUUGCCAAAUUUAUCCGUCGAUUGUUGGAUUGCUUGUGACUGUUUACACUAUGUGUGUGUCCCGCCGUGUGAUAAGUAUGCAUGUGUUUUGAGGCAAUAAAAAUAUUAUGCUGUGCGUUAGUGA
Molecule: messenger RNA, 1680 nt
Organism: Zingiber officinale
Lineage: Eukaryota; Viridiplantae; Streptophyta; Magnoliopsida; Zingiberales; Zingiberaceae
Product: flavonoid 3',5'-hydroxylase 1-like
Exons: 2
Coding region: 22-1557 (511 amino acids)
Molecular function (GO): oxidoreductase activity, acting on paired donors, with incorporation or reduction of molecular oxygen; iron ion binding; monooxygenase activity
Source: RefSeq, a predicted model, not a curated record